AUGGAUCGCCAGUCUCAGGCUGCGCCGCAGUCGGGCGGCGGCCCUCUCAGCCGGGCAGUGGAAAAAGGCGAGCGCGCCUCGGUGCGCCUGCCACCCUACAAAGACGAAGGCCCCUUGCACGGAAGGUCUUCGGAGACGAUGAAGCGAGCGUCGUUUCGGCGAGAGCAGGGCGAAGGCGAUCACACUCGCGCGAGUUUUUCGCUGCAUCCGUCCACGUCAAUUUUUCGCCCCUUCGGCUCGCGCUGGACUUCGGUGCGCUUCCCCGACGGCCUCGGGAGCCACACGGGCGCGGCUCACCCGCCGCCUGACGAGGAGAAGGAGGAGCCGGACUCCGACGCAGAGGUCGACGACACACCGGCGUACGUCCGCGCGUGCUUGAAGUGGCUCAAGACGAUCUUUCCCGACCCCCAUCCGUUCUACUGGUUCCUCUGCGCCUUCUGCGUCUGCGGCAUGACGGUCCUCAUAGGCCUCGGCGACGGGACUAGUCCCGACCAGAAGGAAUACAGCCUUGGCAUCGCAUCUCCGGGGUGGAAACCAGGAGACUCCGCCGAGGCAACCACAAAGCCGCCCGAAAUCAUCGAAGACGUGGAUAUGCCGGAGAUCCUGGCGCGAGGCGGUCUCGCGUACUUCUACGUGGUCUGCACGAACAUUGCCUUCUGGCUGGGCUUCAUGCUCCUUCGGGUGUUGGUCAUAUUCGGCCUGUUGAACCUCGUCUGCUACGAGAUGCAACUCGCGACGGCGUUCACUGCGACAGUUGAUCCGGACAUUUUCAACGUUAUGUGGAGCAUUUUCUGCUAUCUCUUUUGGCUCAACAACUCCGCAAAAACGAACCUCGUGUUGGUGGCGAAGAAGAAGGCGAAUGUGCAGCCUUUAUUGUAUUUUCGCUUCUUUGGAAGUGACUUUUACUUCGACACGACUUCGUUGGAGAUCAUAUACGUGAGCAACAUCACCAUGAUCAUCCUCAGCUGCCGGCGGCUCAUUCUCUCGCUGAUGAUCUUCGUCUUCGAGCUCGGAUUCCUCAUGAACAUGAACAACCAAGCCGUGGCCUACUUGAGCCGCUACUCGCGCCUGCGGAAAUUCAACAUCAAGUGGUGCGUCCCUCUGGACGCCCCAACGCAGGCGCCGUCCAUCCGGCACAUGACUGCGUGUUCCUUCUCGGCUCAGGACGCGGCAGUGUCGGAGUCGGAUGGUAGCGACUUGGAGCGUUUCCCAGAGCCCGAAGAGUCCGUGCGUUUCUUCCUGGGCGGCGACAAAGGCGACGCGCACGCGAGAGGGCACUGCUCGCGCAUGUCUCGACAUGCUGUUUUGCGCUUUUCGCAGUCGCUGCUGACGCCUGAGGGCGACCCAGGGCAGACGCUGCAAGCGAACCACUUGAGCGACGGCUGCGACGAAGGCGCGGAUGGCAAGAAAAAACUGCUGCCCGCGGGCUCCAGACGGGGCUUCCCGGAGAGGGGCAUGGGGGGACGCGGCGGGGAACACCCCGCCUCCCGGCACUCACGCGCGACGCUGCGGGGGUCUGCGACGCUCCUGCGGGCUGGAACGCUGCUGAGGGCUGGAACGCUGCUGAGGGCUGGAACGCAGGCGAAGGAGACCGUGACAGGGCAGCUGUGCAUUCGCCACGGGGCGACGGAGAAAAGGCUUCGGGCCGAGUUCGACACCGACAACUUGCCUAGGCAGCUCCGCCAGGCUUACAUCGAGAAGAGCCGGACGUCGAAGAUUCGCAACUGGCUGCUGAUUCACUACGUGUACGACUACCCGCCGUGCCUCUUUGUGGGGUCGCAGCGCAUCGAGUUGACGCACAAGCCUGUGGCUAAGCAGGUGGCGGAGCAUCUCUUCACGGAAAUCGUUCGAGACCAGACGGAGCUCGAGGAUGCCAGAAACCUGUCGAGUGAGAAACACCGCACCCUCGACGCCAUGCUGAAUCUCGGCGAGGGGGACAGCCCCCGAUUCAAUCCCGCGAGAAAAGACGAUCGAAGCGGCAGCUGCGUGUGGGCGGAUCGGCCGGCGGCGUCCGCGCCAUCUGCCUCGUUCUCUGGCAACUUCGCGGGGGACUCAAGUCUUAUCUCAGAGGGCUUGCAUGUGUCGUUUUCCCGCGAGGACUCGCUGCGCGCCGGCGACGACUCUCCAACAGGGGCUCCCACUGCAAACACAGGCCUGCCGUCGUCCGCCUUCUCCACCCUGUCGCCGACUUCGUCCGCGCCCGUGCCCUCUGCGUCGCCACCGUCUCCGCCGCUAGCAUCUUCGCCUUCAGCGGCGCCGACAGAGCCCGCAGGGGUACAGCAGGAGGCGCCGCCGGCAGAGAAGGCGCCUGGAGCGGAGCAGCAUGCUGCCGAGGCGCGGGUGCUUGCGCACCUGCCCACCGACCCCGCCUCGUCCUCCUCCUCCGCCUCGUCCUCGCCCAUGAUGGCGCCCGAGGGCGGAGACAGGCCCGCCGAGACCGUGCCUUCGCUUCCGCCUGCCCCCGCCGCGACUGUGGCUGACGCGGCCGCAGCGGCCGGACGCCCUGAGGGCGAGGACAGGGCACGAGAAGAGGAACGCAGGGUGGGCGACAGGGCGCCGCUGCUGCAGAAAACUCCAUCGGAAGAUUUCGAACCGCUUGAAGGCGACUUCGAUUUCCGCGUGCUAGACGCACAAACCGCGAGACUGCCUGAGCACUUGCGGACGAAGCACUUCGAUACCCACACGCAGUUUUCUAUCGCGGUUCGGCCGGACCAAGCCGAUGUCGACGCGCAUCUCAAUCGUCAAGCGGAAAACCCUCCUCCGCCUUUGGCAGUUCCUGAGGCGCGCCGACCCCGGCGCGGGGGGGGCCGUGGCGGCGGCGCCCGGCGCGCGCGGCUGGAGGUAGGGCCUCCGCUGCUAGUCCACGAGGGACGCCCUCCUUUUCCGUCCGCUGCGGCGCCUUCUUUCUCUUCUUCGCCUUUGCAUCAGCGCGUUAUGGAGGAAGAAACGUCGCCCGUCGUCGCGCAGGACUCGUCGCGGUCUCGGCCGAGCCCGCAGGCGGCGCGCAGCUCUGGAGGACAGGACUGGAAGGGCACGGACGCCUCGGGAGCCUCGCACGAGGCGCGCGCCGAGCGGUGUUGCGGCUCCACCGAGAGUUCGGUUUCUGGCGACCGUGCGCAGAGAGGACGGCGCCGUCGUCUGUGGGUGGCGAGCGCCGACGCCUCUGCUGACGACGAACAAACGUGCCGCGUCGUCUGCGAGGACUUGAGCGACGCGCUGUCUUCGUCAGCAUCCGAAACCGAGGACGGCGCAGAAACACGCUUUGCGAAGAGGGAGCACUCGUGGCUCGAAGACGGCGCGUGGAAGCGAAAAACAUGGACGACGACACUCGGACGCAGCGCUCGGUUCACACAGUCCGAAGACAACAGCGAAACGGGUCGCGAGUCGGACGAGGAGAACAAGGCUACGAAUCUCCUCCUAGCGCCCUAUGUCAUGGAUGCGCGGCUGCGCAGUGAGCACGGCUCCUGCUCUGCGCCGUCUCAGGGCUCAGCCGGCGACUCCGCUGCGAGAGCCGCAGCGCAGGUGCAACUGGCUGGGCAGUGUGCGGCGCCCCAGAAGCGCGGUAACCUGAUGAAACUGCCGCAGGAGCCGCCGCGCGGAGAGACAACUCGCACCGCCAGGCAACGCACAGUCGAUUUGUCGCAGUGGUCUGCGGGAGGGAGUGAGGCUUCGCUCCCGCUGGCGGAAGACGCGUUCGCGCAAGACGAAUUCGAGAUGCCGCAGGCCCCUGACGGGAGGCGCGGAGACGCAGCGCGGGGCUGGAACGCGCAGGGGGGCGGGCGAACGGCAGACGUCGAGAUGGUCACUCGCCGCGGCGGAGGGCAGCGACCUGAGGACGGAGGACGCCGGAAACGCUUCACAGGGGGGGCUGCAUCGAGUCAGUUCGCCUACCUGCCUUCGCGGACGCACGCAGCAGAGUUUGCCGGCUCUGCCAACGCGUCCUCGGAGCCGACGAACGCUCUGGAACCGGCUGGCGCCGCGGGCCUCGAGCCCGCAUCCGACGGCAGCUGCCCGGCGACGCGGGCUCCAGAGACCCUGUCUCCAGGCGUGCCGGCGGCGGGAGGAAGCUCUGGGAACUUCUUGUCGCCGAAGCUGUUGAUCGGCGAAGAAUUUCUCAAGCCUCGCGGGCGCGCGAACGCAGUUUUCGUCUCCGGGGGUCAUGACAGCAAGAAAGAGGACCCAGAAGACGCGGCGAUCAAGAGAGAGUACAUCGAGCUGUUCAUGCGUUCCGAAGAAGUGGACGAACUGAUGAAACAAGUUGACUUGGCAGGGCAUCGGAAAUUCAAUUUGGCCAUGUUCAAGAGAGCGGUCGUCGUGCUGUAUUCGAUGCGCAAGAAGCUGCUGAAAGCUCUGAAGAGCCAAGCGAGCAUAGCUUCGACUGUGAGCCGAAUGAUUUCGGUCCUCCUUUGGGUCGUUUCCUUCAUCAUCUUCCUGCUUGUGAUCGGCGUCAACAUCAAUACGGUCAUUGUCUCUGGAGCAGCUUGCCUGUCUGCGAUCAUCGUCGCUCUCAGCUACUUUUACCAGCACUUCGUGACUGCGGUGAUCUUCAUCGCCGUCUCAAACCCGUUCAACGUGGGCGACCGCGUGCGCAUAGACGGCACCGAAAUUCUCUACGUCCGCAAAAUUCGGACCUAUACCACGGAGUUCGAGACAGUCCACGGCCGUCCAAUUUUCUACAGCAACGCUGUUCUCUUCAACCGGAUGAUUACCAACGAGUCGCGAUCGAAGAACUCAUGCUUGGAAAUUCCUCUCUCGAUUGACAUUCGCACGCCAGAGGGCGUGAUCAGGCAGCUGCAGAGCGCCAUGCAGAAGUACAUGGAGAGCCACGAACUCGAAUUCGUGAAAGACACUUUCAGAAUGUUUGUCACCAGUGUGCAGCCCGGACGCCAAAUCGAUAUCGCCUUCUGGAUGACGUGUGUGGAGGGCUGGGGCAACUUCUUGAAGGUCCUCCGCACGCGCACGGACGUCUACUUUUACCUUUUGAAGCAGCUCUCGCGGCUGCACAUCUCCUUCCAGCUGCCGCUCCAACCCACGCACAUUUCCUCGAACUCCUUCCUCUCGAUCGGCACAGACAGCGGAGGAGGCGCCGGCGCCGCGCGCGUGCCCUUCGCCUUAUCUUCUAUACCGGCGCCUGCAGAGAGAAAGGUCGUCAGCGCUGCGGCGGCUACUCAGCAGUUCCAGAAUGCGCCGACGCACGCAGCCUCGCUUCCCAUGGAUUUCGCGGCUCCAGAGUGGAGCCCUCAGCGUCCCUGGCAAGGUGCCUCUCCGUUGUCUACCGCAGAUCUGUGCAGCUGCGAGAAGGACUGGUGCGGUGCGUCUGGCUAUCCGCUUUCUCGGUGUCGCAGCCCUGGAUUUCCAGCUGUGGGCGCGCACGAGGAAGACGACAGGAAGGGAAGGAGGGCAUUUUGGGAACGCGCCGGAGCCCUGGCGGCCGGUGUGCUUCGGUCCGUCAACGCCUCUGCGACCGCGUCCGCGGCGCGAGCGGCGAGCUACAUGGGGCUACAUGGCGACAAGGGGGACACCUGCUGGCGCGAGCUGGCACGGGGUGGCGACAGCGCCUUGCGCGGCGGCGUUUCGCCACGCAGCACUGCGGGCUGGCGCGCUCACAGGCGGCGCUACGUUCCAGCGCCCACGGUGAGUUUCCUGGAAGACGCGAGACUCCCAGAGGGCCGUUCGCCAGCAGAGACGAGUCAGGACGAAAGAGCUGUCUUUUCGUCCUGUUGGGCGUCUCCGCAAGCUGCGGGAGCUGGUGGAGGCUCGAGGGCGCCUUGUUCGAGAGAGAAGGGGGUACGGAGAAGGCGCGGACAAAGAGCGCGGAGAGACGCGGAGGACGAAUUCGGUUACUCGUCUUCAUCCUCCCUGGCAGGGACUCGCCGUGCGGACACGCGCACAAGAGAGGUUAGGGCGGCGGCUGCCUCCGCGGACGGGACGGUCAAAAGGAGACAUCGCAGCCAGCGGGAGUCAGCGCGACGCGAAGGCGAGGUGCACAGACGCAGCCGAAGAUGCCUGUAUCCAUCGUCAGGAGAGAGGAGACCGGUGAAGAACUGCGCUUGCAAAAAGCAGGAGAAUGAAGACGUACUUGCAGGACGAGAGCGGGAAGUCUUCGGUAGUUAA
Messenger RNA from Besnoitia besnoiti, 6114 nucleotides. RefSeq lists its product as uncharacterized. The coding region runs from base 1 to 6114 and encodes 2037 amino acids. Gene Ontology annotation, cellular component: plasma membrane. The transcript is spliced from 18 exons. Lineage: Eukaryota; Apicomplexa; Conoidasida; Eucoccidiorida; Sarcocystidae. Gene Ontology annotation, molecular function: mechanosensitive monoatomic ion channel activity. Gene Ontology annotation, biological process: transmembrane transport; monoatomic anion transport. The record is from RefSeq and is a predicted model, not a curated record.